AAUAAUUAAUGAUUUUUUGUUUAGAAAAUAUAAAAAAUUAAUGAUUUCUAUGUGCACAAUUCUAAAACGACUUAUAUUAAAAAACAUUAAAAAACGGAGGGAGUGUAGCUUUGUAAUGUUUGAUUCUCAAAUAAUAUAAUUUCCGUGCAAGUUUAACAGAAUUUUCAAGAAUGUUCCAGGUGUUGCUGUGAUUGUGUGAUGCGGAAAGAGUAUGUCCAUCGAAAAUGUUUUACAUUCAAAAUUGUCCGUCAAUUUAAGCUUUAAAUAGAGAAUUUCCUAAAACUGUCUGUGAAGUUGUUCGAAAAUAUCACAUAUUUGCAAAUAGUUUAUUAUCAUUUAUAAUAGAGAUAAAAGAUUAUAAGAUGAUGUACAUUGUGUUAAAAAAAAUCAAUUGAAUCCUUAAGUAUACAUAAUCCGAGGCCUUUACUGAUUUGUACUUAGUUCAACAUGCAUCAUCGCGUUUUUUCUACACAACCUGACGUUUGGCCCACAGGCUGAAUCAGUAACACUGAUCGUUAAUGGCAAGAGUUUAAACAGGUCGGGCCGAGAAAGCCCAUCACAAGCUCACAACAUAUAUUCAUUGUGCAGAGAGUGUUAGUGUUUAAGUUUCGUCGUCUCUGAGCUUAUUUCUGUAAAUUGAGAAGUUUCCCACUUGAGUUUAUUUUAUUUUUAAACUUUGUUUAAUUACAUUUUUUUCCGUAGACUCUUCUUUCCAUUACAUUUUCUAGUUCCAAAUGGACAAAAGGUUCCAAAUGAUAAAUAAAUAAAUUUGCAUCUUCAUUGAAUCGUUCAUUCUUUUGCCAAUUGUCCUAAAGUAUAUUAUCAACAUAAACAUAGUACCGGGCACGUUGUGGUUGACAUCAAGAGCCAAUAAUAACAUGAUGCAAGAUAUUGCACAGCUACUCAUUGCAAUUAUCUUCCAUGUCUCACAUUAACAAAUAAUAAAAACCUAUGCCAUCGUAGAUUACCAAUACCAUUUCCUCUCUAAUUGCAAUAUUUAAAUAAAUAACUAAGAGAUUAACAUCAGUUGUUUAUGUAGCAACAUUGCUUCCAACGCUCUCCGGUUCCACGUGAACCGCUAUGGAAGCAAUUAAUGUGCUUCCUCUGCUCCUCAUCUCACUGCUUUUAACCUUUCUUGUCACGGAAGCAACCGAUAUCAUCACAGCAAACCAGACUCUAAAAGAUGGGGACACCAUUGUUUCAAAAGGUGGUAGCUUCGAGCUCGGUUUUUUCUCUCCGGGAGGAUCAAGAAACCGUUAUCUCGGUAUCUGGUACAAGAAAGUCUCUCUCCAGACCGUUGUUUGGGUCGCAAACAGAGAUUCUCCUCUCUACGACCUCUCAGGAACCCUAAAAGUCUCUGAAAACGGGAGUUUACGUCUCUUCAGUGGCAGAGACUACAUCAUCUGGUCAUCAUCUUCUUUGGAGAAGCCCGUUGUAAGAAACCCUAUCGUUCAGAUUCUUGAUACAGGUAACUUAGUCGUGAGAAACUCAGGGUAUGAUCAAGAUUACAUAUGGCAGAGUUUAGAUUACCCAGGAGAUACGUUUCUUCCAGGAAUGAAAUACGGUAUAGAUUUUUCAACCGGAAUAAACCGGUUCUUGACUUCUUGGAUAUCUCCAGACAAUCCAUCAACUGGUAAUUACACGAACAAAAUGGAUCCAAGCGGUGUUCCACAGUUUUUCUUAAAGAAAAACUCGGUUGAUGUUUUCAGGGCUGGUCCAUGGAAUGGUCUAAGAUUCACCGGUAUGCCUCACCUAAAACCUAACCCUAUUUACCGAUAUGAGUUUGUCUUCACGGAGGAAGAAGUUUACUACACUUACAAGCUUGAAAACCCUUCAGUGAUCACAAGAAUGCAGCUGAAUCCCAAUGGAGCUUUGCAACGUUACACUUGGGUCGAUAGCCUACAAAGCUGGAACUUCUAUCUAUCGGCUCAAAUGGAUAGCUGUGAUCAAUACAUGUUGUGUGGGUCUUACGGAAGCUGCAACAUCAAUGAGUCUCCAGCUUGUAGGUGUUUAAAAGGGUUUGUUCCUAAAUCUCCAGAGGCUUACUAUGCAGGGGACUGGUCAGGAGGGUGUGUUAGAGAAGUGAAAAUGGGUUGUGGUAAAGGAGAAGAAGACUUUCUGAAGAUUUCAAAGUUGAAGUUACCUGAUACAAGAGGUUCUUGGUAUGAUAUGAGAAUGGAUUUGAGUGAAUGUAAGAGGGUAUGCUUGAGAAACUGUUCUUGCUCAGCUUAUUCACCUUUUGAUAUUAGAGAUAGAGGAAGUGGAUGUAUUCUCUGGUUUGGUGAUUUGAUUGAUAUAAGAGAAUAUAAUGAAAAUGGACAAGAUCUUUAUGUGAGGCUUGCUACUUCUGAAAUAGAAACUUCGCAUGGCGAUUUAGACCGUGUUUCCAGCAGGAAACAAGAGGAGGAAGAUGCUGAGUUACCGUUUCUUGAUCUUGAGGCCAUUGCAGAAGCUACAUCUGGAUUCUCUGAUGAGAAUAAACUUGGACAAGGUGGUUUUGGACCUGUCUAUAAGGGAACAUUGUCUUGUGGACAAGAAAUAGCUGUAAAGAGGCUUUCAAGAACGUCAAGACAAGGGAUAGAAGAAUUCAAGAACGAGAUCAAACUCAUUGCAAAGCUACAACACCGUAAUCUUGUCAAAAUUCUUGGCUAUUGCGUGGAGGAAGAUGAAAGAAUGCUUAUCUACGAGUAUCAACCUAAUAAAAGCUUGGAUUCUUUCAUUUUCGUUAAAGAACGGCGCAAAGAACUUGACUGGCCUAAACGAGUGGAGAUAAUCAAAGGGAUUGCUCGUGGACUGAUGUAUCUCCAUCAAGAUUCAAGGCUUCGAAUCAUCCACCGUGAUCUCAAAGCAAGCAAUGUUCUGCUUGAUUCUGAUAUGACUCCAAAGAUAUCGGAUUUUGGAUUGGCUAGAACCUUGGGAGGAGAUGAGACUGAAGCAAACACAACCAGAGUGGUUGGAACAUAUGGAUAUAUGUCUCCGGAGUAUCAAAUCGAUGGGUUUUUCUCAUUAAAAUCCGAUGUAUUCAGCUUCGGGGUUUUGGUUUUGGAGAUAGUGUCAGGAAGAAGAAACCGCGGUUUCUGCAAUCAAGAACACAAGCUGAACCUUCUUGGACACGCUUGGAGGCAAUACACAGAAGAUAAAGCAUGUGAGCUAAUCGAUGAAGCUUUAAAGGAAUCGUGUACCGAUGUUUCUGAAGUGUUAAGAGCUAUUCAUAUUGGUCUGUUAUGUGUACAACAAGAUCCCCAAGACAGACCAACCAUGUCAGUGGUGGUUCUGAUGCUGAGUAGUGACAUGUUGCUUCUUGAUCCGAAAGAGCCUGGGUUUUACAACGAACGAAAUCUCUUGUAUUCUGACACUACAUCGAUUAAUCUGGAGAUUCCUUCCAAAAAUUUCCAAACCAUGAGUGUAAUAGACCCUAGAUAAAUCUUGUAAUCGAUCUUUUGUAUAUUCUAUAAUCUCAAACUAUUUUUGUGUGUGUUGUUUUGUCUUUGGUGACAUUAUUAUUACAUCACAUUUUAGCAACCAUAGUUUGUAAAGGAUCUUUGUUUCUUCUACCGACCUUGUAUCAUUGUAAUGGAAACUUGGUUUAUCGAACGACUUAGAGAUGAAGAAACAUCUGGAACGUUCCUGUUGGUGAAAAAACCAGGUUUUUUCGGAUCAGGGAGAGAACCAUCACUCCCAAA
Molecule: messenger RNA, 3683 nt
Organism: Brassica napus (rape)
Lineage: Eukaryota; Viridiplantae; Streptophyta; Magnoliopsida; Brassicales; Brassicaceae
Product: G-type lectin S-receptor-like serine/threonine-protein kinase At4g27290
Exons: 5
Coding region: 1081-3423 (780 amino acids)
Biological process (GO): protein phosphorylation; recognition of pollen
Molecular function (GO): ATP binding; protein serine/threonine kinase activity
Source: RefSeq, a predicted model, not a curated record